AUGCUUCAUCGCGGUCAAGAAAAUUUCUUUGCCCCCCCCGAGUUUGACUUUGCGGUGUCCCCUGAAGAGGACCAAUUACGGCGUGAAGUCAAAAUCCUUUCCAGUUCUUCUCACAAAAACAUUGUCGAAUACCUAGGUUCGUCAGGUUGGGAUACCGGAGCCGUGAACGUCUAUAUGAGCCUCAAGACUGGAAACUUAUGCCAUUUACUCGAUAAAUUUCCGGCUGUACGUUCUAAUUGCAAGGUCCUCACGCAAUUAUUGCAUGAAAUGCUCGAGACGCUGGAUUACCUGACUUUUCGAGGCUGGAUCCACCGGGACGUCAAGCUCGAGAAUAUUCUCUACACGCCGUCGGGCGAUGAGGAAUACCUGUUCCAGCUAGCCGAUUUCGGCUUUGCCAAUCAACAUCGACUUGCAAAUACCUUCUGUGGCACUCCCUUUUACAUGGCCCCCGAAAUAGUGUACGGCACGCAUUCCCAAUCCCCCCAAAUGGAUGUCUGGUCUCUCUUCAUUGUACUCGCUAUCGUGACGCAGGCAGGGGGGUUCCAUGACCCGAAUCUGUCCUGCUAUGGAGAAGUUCUGCGCUGUGCUAGAGCUGCAGCGGCUCAACACAUACAUCUCAGCCCGGUGGCGCAGGAAAGUCCAGAAUUACGGGCAUCAGCGGCGCAAAUGCUCGUUAAGUGCUUUGAUGGCCAGGGACUGAGCACACCACGGCAUCUAGUUGGACCAAUACCAGACCCCGGAAGCGCUCCAGAGCAUGCAAAAUAA
Molecule: messenger RNA, 765 nt
Organism: Rhinocladiella mackenziei CBS 650.93
Lineage: Eukaryota; Fungi; Ascomycota; Eurotiomycetes; Chaetothyriales; Herpotrichiellaceae
Exons: 2
Coding region: 1-765 (254 amino acids)
Biological process (GO): autophagosome organization; protein autophosphorylation; peptidyl-serine phosphorylation
Cellular component (GO): autophagosome; cytoplasm
Molecular function (GO): protein serine/threonine kinase activity; ATP binding
Source: RefSeq, a predicted model, not a curated record